Messenger RNA from Porites evermanni, 4528 nucleotides. The record is from the annotation of a GenBank genome assembly. NCBI's taxonomy places the organism in Eukaryota, Metazoa, Cnidaria, Anthozoa, Scleractinia, Poritidae.
UUAGAAUGCUAUUACGAAGGAAAGUCUCACCAUCACGGAGAAUUGUGGUCACCAGGCCCCUGUGUCCCGGAAUGCCGGUGCAAACAUGGUUACGUGAAGUGCACUAAGAUAGAAUGCCCGGAUUUAAACUGCGAUGCACCCAUCAAAAAGAAGUGGAAAUGUUGUCCAGAAUGUUUGCCAGAAAUGCAAGAUGGUUUGUGUGUUGUUUUAUCUCAUUCUGUCAGAACUCUAUGACACCAAGACAUGACCAUUUGUGUAACAGUAUCAAUGAUUGCUUAUAAUUUAUUAACGAUGUAAGGUAACUAUAUCAAUCAACAUAGCCGGAGUAAUAAUAAUAGACAUUGCCUUUCCUGUGGAUGCAAUCAAAUGUUUAAGAGUCAUCGAGGUUAAUUAAUGCAAAAAUUACUGCCGCAAUUUCCGAAACAAAUAUAUCCAACAUUUUACGCCAAAUUUCUCUCCAGGAUUUCCGUCAACAUGCGUGCCCGUUCUCACGUCAAUUUUCUUGCCAGGAAUGUCCCAAGAGAGAUUCCUUCCGGGAUCUCCCACUAAGAUUCUUGUCAAGUUAUCCGCUAGGUUUAUGGGCCGCGUUUUUCGCCAGGAAAUCUGUCAAGAUUCCAGCCAGGAUCAAGUUCAUUCUCAUUAUAUUUUAUAGGAACGUCGUGUGGAGUCUGGACANAAAUGGCUUCACCAUCGGCAUGCCCGGCAUGCCAAACCAGAGGAGCUAAAACUGGGAAUGAAUUAUUAACCCGGCGAGAGAUCUGGGACCUAAGUUUAGCUGGGUCAAUUUUGGGCUGCGAGGGCAUGAACCCAUUUUUUCCAUGCCUAUGAGAUGUUAUUUCUAAGUACCAAUGUUCCCUUGAAUUUUGUCAUGCCUAAAUAUAUAAAAUUUUCCCUCUCUCAUUAAUCCUCAGACUGGAUUCGUUUUUUACGCUCGCUAGGCAUGUUCCACUGAAAAUCAUGCCUAUACCCUUAUUCAAAACAAAAUGCUAUCAAAUUUUAGUUUCCAAGCCGUUCUUGCCAGGAAUGUCCCAAGAGAGAUUCCUUCCGGGAUCUCCCACUAAGAUUCUUGUCAAGUUAUCCGCUAGGUUUAUGGGCCGCGUUUUUCGCCAGGAAAUCUGUCAAGAUUCCAGCCAGGAUCAAGUUCAUUCUCAUUAUAUUUUAUAGGAACGUCGUGUGGAGUCUGGACAGCAGGCGGCAACGGCAAUGGUGGAUGCUGUGUGUUCCCGUUCAACUAUCACGGCAUAAAGUACUUCACCUGCACAUAUCAAGAUCAUAGCAAUCCAUGGUGCGCUAUCUCAUCUGACUUUGAUCACGACGGAGUCUGGGGAGAAUGUAUAGGUAAUGAAGUACUUUUCGGUUCCUGGGAAGAAGCUCAGUCAUGAAUAGAGCAAGGAUUUAAUUAACAAUUAUUCCUCCAGCCCGAAGAGGCCAUGAGGGCGAAAGGAAUAAUUGUUUUAGUAAAAUCCAACUAGUUGGUCAAAAAUAUCGAGACAAAACAACUUUAGCUAGUUAAAGCUAGACUUGAAUCCUUUUUUGCCGCUAAAAACCUGGCGCUUUUCGCUACUAGUGGGCUAUUACACAUAGCCUAGUAGUAGCUCAACCAAUCAGAACUCAGCACUGAUAAUAGACCACUAGUUGGAUUUUACUAAUUGUGAACAGUCUCAGGUAAAAUGAACCCUUUUAUUUAUUAUUAUCAAUGCUAAAUUCUUUUACUUCUAGCGAACAUUAAGCGAGAUUAUUCGUUACUGUAACUGCUAUGGCCUAGGCAACCGCAGUCGAAACUAAGCCUCCUACCAUUCCCUUUACCACUGUCUAUCUCAAUUUUGGAAUCUAACUGAAAUUUGAAACACCAGUAAGUUAUCUUAAGACUCCGACAGGUGAAGUGAAUGAGGGCAGGAACUCCUGAUGAGGCAGAUUUACCUUAUGACUUAGCUUAAGAUUUAAGUUUUCUUUUCUAGAUAAAGGUGAUGCACGAUAUGCUUUGAGAUUCAACCGUCACCAUGGUAAAAAGGCAAAUCAUGGUCUUCAGGACGAGGAAACAGACAUGUUAUCCGCCAUUGCUAAACAAGCUGCUAAUAAUGUGACCACAGAGACCGGAAAAUCAGAGACAUUAUCCGCCCUUGCUCAACAAGCAGCUAACAAUGUGACCUCAGAGGGUGAAAGCUCAUCAUCGCCGUAUCUUGUCCCAUCGCCAUCAAAUGGGGCAAGCGUCGCCGUUCCCGCGUCAAAUGCCGCAAACGUCGCUGCUGUUCCUACUCCAGGGAUUCCAGCUGUCACGUGGACACAGCCUGCAGCCACAUCUGAGGUUGCCACAGCGGCGCAAUCUUACAUACCGUCUCCUUCUCCGAGUGUUGGUUACUCUGUGGUACCUCAGGUGACAGCCCCUGGUACACCUGCGGGACAGACGAUGGUAGGAACACCCUUGUAUCAAUCGGCUUCUCAGGGGAUAGUUUUGCCUGGACAGGUGAGAACGAUAAUCAGUACCUUAACUUCAAAGAACUUGCAUUCAUUCAUUUAGAAGUGAGAUUCCCAUGUUGCUCUGAACAUUUUUGUAUACGUUGUGGAUAUUUCAAUAGUCUAAAGUAUGGAAUAUUUAUUGUGUUUAACAACUAAAUAAAAAGUAACAUAACAAGAUUGAUUACAUCUACUGAAAGGAGGCAAUUUCGGAUACAUAUUUUAGACAAGAAUUUAAAACUACAAGAAAGUUCUUGUCUUAUACACUUUAAAAGUUCUAUUCCAGGAUAGUUCGCUUAUAUUUUACAGUUAAUUGAGCGACUUAGAAUAACCGUGUUGAAGUUUGAAGCUGAAAAGAAAGCGACUUAACUUUAUAAACGACGCAUUUCUCUCUGUUGUCACCAUCAUUGUUGCUAAAGGUCCUUAUUGAAAAAUCGGAUCAAUUUAUUAGGUUUCUGGGAAACUACCCACCUACCCCUCCCUUAAACUAACAUUAACACUAACUUCUCACUUUGGGCAAAAUGAUAGCUUAGGGGAGGGGUAGGUGGGUACGAGAAAUCUUUCCAACAAACCUUUGACCUUCCCUUGGGCAUUCCCAAUCAAAACUCUUCUGUGGGUGAAAUCAAUAAUGCUAAAUGAACAAUUUCAAAACAACAUUAGUCCGUAGCACCGAUACAGUCAGCAGCUGUAGGAAGUCCAUCUGUUGGUAUGACGUACACAUCCGGUACGACUCCAGCCUUAGGACUACAGCCAUCCCUAGCAACACAGGCAGCCCAAUUACCUACAGAAAGCGGGACCCCAGCCCUGGUAACUCAGCCACAACCACAGCCAUCCCAGGCAGUACAAGUUGGUCAGUCGCCCAUGGAAGCCGCAAGUCCAGUGAUAGGUCAGCCACAACCACAGCCAUCCCAGGUUGCGCAACCUACUCAGUUACCGACAGAAGGCGGAACCCCACCCCUGGUAGUUCAGCCAGUACCACAACCUUCUCAGGUGGCACCGCCAGCCCAAUCAACCACAGAAAGCCCAUACCCCUGGUAUCCAUUUCCUGCUACUCAGACCACCAUUGAUCCCAGCCAGACCCAGGCUAUAAAUCAGGCCGUACAUGAAGUCACCACAACAGAACUUCAAGAGAAUCACAAUAUUACAACCACAGAGUCUUGGUUUGGCCCAGCAAAUGAGACUCUUAACAGGACGAAUGGUAAACUUUCAUUAAUAAUUUGCUUUUUGUGACAGCUGAAUGAUGCUUAUUUUUAUAUCACUGUUAGUUAUUUAACAAAUAUUGUCUUGAAUCUGUUUGGUUAUAUAUCAAAAGACAUUUUUACAAGACGCGUCUUGUUACUGACAUAAGGCGUGUCUUGAUGAGUCAAAAACUGUAUCAUUUAACAGAAGACAUUUUUUCAUGCAUUUUUCAAGAAAUUGACGUCUUAUUUUUUCUCUCAUAAAUGGUCCUAAUGAAGCGAUUGCUUGUUAAGGUUAGUAGGUCGGGUUAAACGUUUGUAGUGCAAUGGUAUACAGAGACUGUGUAAUAACAAUUUGUCUUAAAGCAUAAUUAAUAAAGAAACCAUUCAGGUCUGCAGGGUGUUGAUGUGGCAGUUUUGAUGUUCGAUGUCUUUUUUCCUCAGAAGCGGCUGCUGCCCAAGGAAACGACAAUACAAGGGCGUCCACGUCGAACUACUACUAUUACAAUCAACCGGGUAACCAAGCCUCGUACGGUUACCAAGCAGCCUCAACCACGAAUGAAUACCAAAGUCGGAGCCAGUCCCCAUACACAGCCGAUCAACAGAGCUACUCACAAGUCACGGCGGGAUAUAAUAUGUUAAAUAAUAACACUGCUGACCAACGGUAUGGGGAUUCAAACGCGCAGAACACAGCUAAUGGGUAUUAUAACAACGCGGCUGACCAACGGUAUGGGCAUUCAAACGCGCAGAACACAGCUAAUGGGUAUUAUAACAACGCAGCUGACCAACAGUAUCAGGACUCGCAGGCGCAGAACUCAGCUGGACAAGACAGCUACUACUUGAGCCAACAACAGUAUCAAAAUAACGCGUAUCCUGGGUCAUAUUACUCAGGAUAG